AUGGCGCCGUUCAAGUUUGUGACGGGGGACCUCGUCCGACUGGUGGAAACGCCGCAAGAGAAGCAGCACGAAGUGCUGUCCAACCUCAGAGGACUCGAAGCGGCCCUUGACGUCGACCUAAAACAAAGUCUGGACUCAAGUAACACUGGUGAUCUGCAGCAUCGCGAAGAGGCUUUCGGCAAGAACUAUGUGCCACCGCCGCGGUCGAAGAGCUUCCUGGAGUUGAUGUGGCUCGCCUUCCACGAUAUCACCAUCGUCAUUCUGACCAUCUCGGUGGGCGACCACAAAGAGACCGGUUGGCUCAAAGGAGCGUGCAUCAUUCAUGCCGUCGUCGUAGUCAUCCUCGUGACGACCACCAACGACUACCAAAAGGAGGCCCAAUUUCGCGCCCUAAAUGCGGUGAAAGAAGACGAGAAGAUCAAAGUCAUCCGCAACGGCCAGCCUACGGAGGUCACCAAGUGGAACUUGUUGGUCGGCGACAUUGUCCGGGUAGACCUGGGCGACAUCAUCCCCGCGGACGGCAUCGUCUUCGAUGAGAAGGAGAUCAAGAUGGAUGAGAGCGCCAUGACAGGCGAGUCCGACCUGCUCCCCAAGAACCAUGACCACCCGUUCCUGUUGUCUGGUACAAAGGUGAUGGAGGGUCUAGGCAAGAUGCUAGUCAUUUGUGUGGGCGAGAACUCGCAAGCCGGUAUCAUCAAGAACCUCAUCAAUAACGCUUCUUCUGGUAAGAAGAAGGAGCCUGCUGCUACGAAGACUGGCCACGCCAACAUCGAGGAAGACGUGUACGUGGAGAUUGAGACCAUCUUGAUCGUUGCAUUGAAGGUAAAGCAGAGCUGCAGCUGGAAGACGACGACGGCCCAGGACGGUGACUGCUUCCUGGAGCCGCGGACUUGCAGUGAGUGUCUAGCGGAUACCCCCACCACCGGAGAGGUAGUCUUGCUGAUUGGCCGCACACCGGAUUGGACGAUCGGCCACGAACGCAGCAAGUUUGCUGUAUUCGUGGCACUUUUGGUGUUCGUGAUCAUGUCGAUUCACUUCUCCAUUGACACGUUCGGAAGAGAGGGCAAGCCCUGGAAGAGCGGCUACGUCAACGACUACAUGAACUACUUCAUCAUUGCGAUCACCGUACUUGCAGUGGCCAUCCUCGAGGGCCUCCCUCUCGCUGUGACUAUCUCACUUGCCUACUCGGUGAAGAAGAUGCUUGUGGACAACAACCUGGUGCGCCACCUCGACGCCUGUGAGACCAUGGGGAGCGCCACGACGGUGUGCUCGGACAAGACGGGCACGCUGACGACCAACCGCAUGACGUUCUCGUCCGCUUCGGCUGGCAUCGGCGCGCUGUCGGAGGCGACCAAGGAGGCGUUCUGCAUGGGUAUUGCCGUGAACUCGACGGCCGAGAUCUUGCCGCCCAAGGUGGAGAACGGUCUGCCCGAGCACACCGGUAACAAGACGGAGUGCGCUCUGCUGCAGUUCAUCCGUGACGGUGGCGUCGAGUACCCUGAGAUUCGCGCGAACAACGAGGUGGUGCAUAUGCUGACGUUCAGCAGUGCCAAGAAGCGCAUGUCGGUGGUGGUUCGUCGCAGCGCCACGACUUGCCGUGUGUACACGAAGGGUGCGACGGAGGUGGUGCUGGGUCUGUGCCAGAACAUGCAGCGCGUGGACGGCUCGUUCAAGGGCCUGGACGACGCUCGCAAGGCCAAGAUCGGCGCCGAGGUGAUUGAGAAGUACGCUUCGCAGGCGUACCGAACUUUGGUGUCCGGUCUGAUGCAGAGCAACGUGGUUCCGCACGGUCCUCAGGUGGUUGCUGUGACUGGUGACGGCACGAACGACGCGCCUGCUCUGAAGAAGGCGAACGUGGGUUUUGCUAUGGGUAUCAGCGGCACGGCUGUGGCCAAGGAUGCGUCGGACAUUAUCCUCAUGGACGACAACUUCAACUCGAUCGUGAACGCUAUCAAGUGGGCCGCAACGUUUCUGCUCGCGUUUAUCGGUGCUGUCAUUUUGGAUCAGUCGCCGCUGUCUGCCGUCCAAAUGCUGUGGGUUAACCUCAUCAUGGACUCGUUCGCCUCGCUUGCUCUCGCGACUGAGGAGCCGACGCCUGCUCUACUGGAGCGCAAGCCGUACCCGAAGACUCAACCGUUGAUCUCCAAGAAGAUGGUCAAGCACAUUAUCGGCCAGUCGAUCUUCCAGCUCGCGCUCAUGCUGGCGAUCGUGUUCACAGGUGAAAAGUGGUUCGACAUCCCGUCGGGUCGAGUCGUUGACCUCGACGAAGACGUCAAGAACGACCCGACCGUGCACAUGACCAUCGUGUUCAACACGUUCGUGUGGGCGCAGCUGUUCAACGAGCUCAACUGCCGCAAGAUCUACGACGAGAUCAACAUCUUCACGGGCAUCACCAAGAACCGCGUGUUCCUGUACGUCUGCGUCCUGCAGGUGGUCAUGCAGUACGUGAUGGUGCAGCACACGGGGGACUGGUUCAAGUACAGCCCUCUGACUGCGGGUCAGUGGUUCGCCUGCAUCGGUAUGGGCUUCGUUUCACUGCCGCUUGGCCUUGCGCUGCGCUGCAUCUCCAUUAAGAACGCACCGAACUGGAUGGCGUUCUGCCGUGAGGACUCCACGGAGCCACUGGAUCGUUACCAUCGCCCGAGUGCUGGCACAACUCCGCGUCGUGAAGGCCUUCAAGAAGGCGCUUCAGUCCAAGGCGAUCACUGA
Molecule: messenger RNA, 2709 nt
Organism: Phytophthora sojae
Lineage: Eukaryota; Oomycota; Peronosporomycetes; Peronosporales; Peronosporaceae
Exons: 5
Coding region: 1-2709 (902 amino acids)
Cellular component (GO): membrane; intracellular membrane-bounded organelle
Molecular function (GO): P-type calcium transporter activity; ATP hydrolysis activity; ATP binding
Source: RefSeq, a predicted model, not a curated record